Knipowitschia caucasica is the source of this 300-nucleotide messenger RNA. Lineage: Eukaryota; Metazoa; Chordata; Actinopteri; Gobiiformes; Gobiidae. The record is from the annotation of a GenBank genome assembly.
AUGCACUCCGGGUCUCGCCUUCUUCCCAUCUCCUACAUCAACCUGCCUGUCAACCCUGCUGACCCGGGCCAUCUAUCAUGCCCCGGCCCUCCCACAAAGGAGAAAGCCGGAGUGAUGCAGAUGGGAAUGCUGGCUCAGCCCGCCUCUCCUUUAGCGACUACCUCCAGUCCCUCGCUCCUGCGCAACUUUGCCAAGCAAGAGAAGGAUCGGCCUCUGGCAGCAAAAUCCCCUAGUCUGGUUUGUGGGGUCUAUGCUGGGGUGGACCCCUGGCCUAGCUUAUCAGCCGUCCCUCCCAUCUAA